Molecule: messenger RNA, 352 nt
Organism: Racocetra persica
Lineage: Eukaryota; Fungi; Glomeromycota; Glomeromycetes; Diversisporales; Gigasporaceae
Source: the annotation of a GenBank genome assembly
AUUUUCCUGAAUACCUUAAAACUAUUGGUAUGGAACAAUAUGCGCCCCUGUUUGCAGGAAAGAAUUGGAAAGAAAUUAUUGAUAUGGAUCAUAAAGAUUUGAAAGCUUUAAAGAUCGAAUCUGUCAGUCACAGAAUAGACAUGGUUAAAAAAUUCUGGGUCAUGAGGCGUAAAAUCUAUCAUACGAAAAGGGUUAAUAAAUGUGUAUUGAUUCCUUCUAAAAAAAGAACAAAAAUCCCUGACGUCAUUUCCGAUUUUGAAGAUCCAAAGGAAGAUCUAAAGGAAGAUCCAAAAGAAGAUCUAAAGGAAGAUCCAAAGGAAGAUCCAAAAGAAGAAGUUGUUCAAUUAAAUGA